Brassica napus (rape) is the source of this 1075-nucleotide messenger RNA. RefSeq names its product exosome complex component RRP41 homolog. NCBI's taxonomy places the organism in Eukaryota, Viridiplantae, Streptophyta, Magnoliopsida, Brassicales, Brassicaceae. The transcript is spliced from 11 exons. Gene Ontology annotation, biological process: rRNA catabolic process; U4 snRNA 3'-end processing; nuclear mRNA surveillance. The record is from RefSeq and is a predicted model, not a curated record. Bases 164 to 886 code for a protein of 240 amino acids. Gene Ontology annotation, cellular component: nucleolus; cytoplasmic exosome (RNase complex); nuclear exosome (RNase complex).
UUUACCGUUGUGCCCUUACAAUCUCAACUAACUCAGACAGAACAAAAAGACCUAAAGCCCUAAACUUUGGUUUCACUCGUUUGUCGGAAGUGUCUCGAAUCGCCGCCGUCCAUAAACCUCCGUCGUCUCGCCGCCGCGAAUUUUUGGCGAAGAGUCGACAAGAAUGGAGUACGUAAACCCUGAAGGUCUUAGAUUAGAUGGUCGCCGAUUCAAUGAGAUGAGGCAAAUCGUAGCUGAAGUUGGAGUGGUUUCCAGGGCUGACGGCUCUGCUGUUUUCGAGAUGGGUAAUACCAAAGUAAUUGCAGCUGUUUAUGGCCCUAGAGAGAUUCAGAACAAGAGCCAACAAAAGAAUGGUCAUGCAUUGGUGCUGUGUGAGUAUAGUAUGGCUCAUUUUAGUACUGGUGAUCGUAGGAGACAGAAAAACGACAGGCGAUCAACAGAGUUAUCUCUUGUCAUCCGUCAGACAAUGGAAGCUUGCAUAUUAACCGAACUGUUGCCUCAUUCUCAGAUUGACAUCUUCCUUCAAGUUCUACAAGCUGAUGGAGGAACAAGAUCAGCUUGUAUCAAUGCUGCCACUCUAGCUCUUGCAGACGCUGGAAUACCGAUGCGCGAUCUUGCUGUUUCCUGCAGUGCUGGAUACUUGAACAGUACUCCACUUCUUGAUCUUAACUAUGUCGAAGAUAGCGCCGGAGGAGCUGAUGUUACCGUAGGCAUUCUACCUAAACUAGACAAAGUGACACUCCUUCAGAUGGAUGCAAAGUUACCGAUGGAAACAUUUGAAACUGUGUUUGCAUUGGCUUCUGAAGGCUGCAAGGCGAUUGCUGAAAGAGUACGCGAGGUACUUCAAGAAAACACCAAACAGCUAGAGUAUCGUCGUGCUGCAUAAACUUCAGAACUAGAGAAAGAAACUAAGAGAUGUCCCAAGCUUUUUUGUCAAUGACUUUGUUAAAUGUUGCUGCUAAUUUUUCCCAAACUCAAAAGUCGAAGUUCGUAAUGCAACAGUCUAGCUAGAUUGAACACACAAUGGUCUCAUAUAUUCAUAUAUCAGAGAAUCUCUAAGAGCAAUCUUAUUUUC